AUGUGUCAGUGGUUUAUCCUAAACAGGCUAAAGUCGCGCCUCUCAGCCACACAUCAAUCUUCCCAGUGUCACGCCAGUCGUUCCAGCGUUUUCAGUGGCUUUCCAGAAGACCCUGCAAGAGUCACACUAAUCUUCCAAGAGUCACACCAGCCACCUCAGCUGCUUCCCGAAGCACCCAGCGUCCAAAGUGGCUUCCCAGAGCACCCUACAGGAGUCACACCAGCCGUCCCAGCGUCCCCAGUGGCUUUCCAGAGCACCCUGCGUCCCCAGUGUCUUUCCAGAUCACCCUGCAGGAGUCAUAUCAAUCUUUCCAGAGUCACACCAGUCAUUCCAGCGUCCUCAGUAGCCUCCCAGAGUUACAUCAAUAUUUCCAGUCAUUCUCGCGUCCCCAGUGGCCUCCCAGAGCACCCAGCGUCUCCUACAGGAGCCCAUCGCCACCAGUGGCUUCCCAGAGCACCCUGCAGGAGCCCGUCGCCCCCAGUGGCUUCCCAGCGCGCCCUGCAGGAGCCCGUCGCCCCCAGUGGCUUCCCAGUGCGCCCUGCAGGAACCUGUCGCCCCCAGUGGCUUUCCAGAGCGCCCUGCAGGAGCUUGUCGCCCCCAGUGGCUUUCCAGAGCGCCCUGCAGGAGCCUGACGCCCCCAGUGGCUUUCCAGAGCGCCCUGCAGGAGCCUGUCGCCCCCAGUGGCUUUCCAGAGCGCCCUGCAGGAGCCCGAACCCGUCGCCCCCAGUGGCUUCCCAGCGCGCCCUGCAGGAGCCCGUCGCCCCCAGUGGCUUUCCAGAGCGCGCUGCAGGAGCCCGUCGCCCCCAGUGCCUUUCCAGAGCGCCCUGCAGGAGCCCCUCGCCCCCAGUGGCUUUCCAGAGCGCCCUGCAGGAGCCACGCCAAUCCCCCCCGUCGCCCCAGUGCCCCCAGCGCCCUCCGAGAGCAGCCUGCAGGAGCGCUUCCGCGGCGGCCCCUCGGCCAUCCGAAUCUCCCGCCGCGCCGCCACCUCGCCCUCCGUCAGUCGUGCUCCGGCGGUUGACGGGCGAGGAGCGCUAG
Messenger RNA from Penaeus chinensis, 1035 nucleotides. RefSeq names its product vegetative cell wall protein gp1-like. The coding region runs from base 1 to 1035 and encodes 344 amino acids. NCBI's taxonomy places the organism in Eukaryota, Metazoa, Arthropoda, Malacostraca, Decapoda, Penaeidae. The record is from RefSeq and is a predicted model, not a curated record. The transcript is spliced from 3 exons.